GCCUUCGGGCUAUGACUCUGCUGAGCGCAGCACCUUUGCUUAUAACUGUCGUGGAGGCAUAGGUAACCCGCAGCUGCGGACACAUAUAAGACAUAUCCCCCACACGAGUCCUUGAAUGAUUGUAUUACACGACGCCCACUCAAAGAUGCCUCAGACCCCACAGGAAAGCCCUCCUGCUUACGAUGAGGCUGUCGCUGGAGGGAGCAGCACCACCAGCACCCCGUUACAGCCCAUCCAGCCUAGCCCACAGAAGGGCCAACCAUUGAAUGGGCCUCAGGGAGUCAAACCUCCAUCGCGGCGUAGUGCGUUCGUUAAUGGGCGCACUGCCCCCGCCAUGCCCCAGACUACCGUCUUCCACUACACGAACCCUAACACAGGCGAACAAGUUGCCUCUCUCCUUCCCCCAGGCCAUCCAGAGAUGGUCUGUUUGCAGCAGGGCGGCCACAUAUCGGAGACAAAGUACGGAAUACUGGGAAUACUGGCAGCCAUAGUGUGGUUUCCGCUCGGCAUUGGUCUUUGCUUGCUCGAUCGAAGAGUGAAGUGCAAGCGUUGCGGAUAUGUGAUCGAUGAUGGGAUGUGUGGCUGAGUGUACUUUUUGGCGUCUUUUUCCUUAUCUCUGCUUGUAUCGAUUGGAUGUAUUCUUACGAGCCUCACAUCUGGCAUCUGGGACGAUUGGCAAUCACUGUAUAGUAUUAAUGUUCGAGUACAGUGCAAUUCAUAUAUCUUGGACUAGAAAUUUCUACCCCCUUAUCCCAUCGAGAUAAAGGCACAAAGGUCAUCUAUUAAAAUAC
Messenger RNA from Serpula lacrymans var. lacrymans S7.9, 791 nucleotides. RefSeq lists its product as uncharacterized. Bases 116 to 586 code for a protein of 156 amino acids. NCBI's taxonomy places the organism in Eukaryota, Fungi, Basidiomycota, Agaricomycetes, Boletales, Serpulaceae. The record is from RefSeq and is a predicted model, not a curated record. The transcript is spliced from 3 exons.